AUGUCUUGGAUGUCUAGCCCCCAUGUUACAUCUGGAUCGGCGUGCCUUUCAGGGCGAUGCUAUAUCAACACCAUCUCCACAUCUCAGACCCCCAUUACUUCGAUCAUUGGACUGUUGAUUCGCCGAAGCAUCACGCUGAAUCGUGAAUCCUGUAUCGUACCAUCCGCAGAUAAUCUCUGCCAUCCCUCGUCAGGCUGUCUCGCGGCUUCCAGCCGGCGAGUCCGCCCGAAGUGCCCAUUUUUCCGCGGUGGGCGCAGUCAUGAGGCUAAAUUAAAGUCAGGGAUUAUGUUGGAUUGUCCUGGUAGGAGUGGCAGGAGGCUCGGAGGACUGCGGACCACGAACCCCUUCACCGGAGUCCUCGCUUCGCCUGACCGCAAGCCUCCUGAUCGCACCAGUUCUUCUAUGCGCCUACGGACCUUGCUUAAAGAAGAGCGCCGCAGGAAGCGCUUCACUCUUCGGGGCCAAGGAGACAUGGAAAAGAAGAUCCGAGCUUUCUCCGGAUCAGGGCAACCGGAGGCUCAGACACCAAGACUUUGCGCUGUAGCCGUCUGCUUUCGGGUUCGUUCCGGACAUCUCCCGCCUCCAGAUCCCGUCUCGAAUCCUUCGCGCUUACUUGCCCCUUCACAAGCUGCGGGGCUACCAAUCACUGAUCUCUCCUCCUUUUCUCCUAAGAUUAUGCAAAUAUACGAGCGUAAUAUCCUGGGACUUCAAGGGCGAAGAGCCGCCCGAGAUUUCUGCCAGUUACUUCCUCGCCAAGUGAUUGCAGGCCAAGGAGAUACUAGAGAUACGGGGAUUCUCACGUUAGAUUGA
This is a messenger RNA of Aspergillus niger, 810 nucleotides long. RefSeq lists its product as hypothetical. NCBI's taxonomy places the organism in Eukaryota, Fungi, Ascomycota, Eurotiomycetes, Eurotiales, Aspergillaceae. The record is from RefSeq and is a predicted model, not a curated record. The transcript has 8 exons. The coding region runs from base 1 to 810 and encodes 269 amino acids.